This is a messenger RNA of Anopheles darlingi, 744 nucleotides long. Its product is annotated as death-associated inhibitor of apoptosis 1-like. Gene Ontology annotation, molecular function: cysteine-type endopeptidase inhibitor activity involved in apoptotic process; ubiquitin protein ligase activity. Gene Ontology annotation, cellular component: nucleus; cytoplasm. The record is from RefSeq and is a predicted model, not a curated record. Bases 1 to 744 code for a protein of 247 amino acids. Lineage: Eukaryota; Metazoa; Arthropoda; Insecta; Diptera; Culicidae. The transcript has a single exon. Gene Ontology annotation, biological process: regulation of cell cycle; positive regulation of protein ubiquitination; negative regulation of apoptotic process.
AUGGACCUAGAUCGGAACUUCCCGGCAAACGUGCCGGCACGCAGCUAUGAUGAAUGCGGUAUCCAAAUACGACCGCACUCGUAUGCAGAGAAUAUGAUCGAUCACCCUACGGGAGACGUAUGGAGAGGCACCAGUGAGGGUAGCAGCAACCGCAGUCCCAACGUGACCAGCACCGAUCGCCAUGGACAGGGUGGCAGUACGGAGCCGCUAACGGGAGAAUCUGAAGCGUCGGUUUUCAGCAGCAACCCGACCUCGAUGACGAUGGCUCGACCGACUUGGCGUCCCGAAUACCUGAUGUACGCAAACGAAGCCGCGCGGUUGAAAUCGUUCGAGGCUUGGCCAACGGCGAUGUCUCCGAAACCACAACAGCUGAGCGACGCGGGAUUCUUCUACACCGGCCAAGGCGACCAGGUGAAGUGCUUUAGCUGCGGCGGAGGACUGAAGGACUGGGAGCCGGACGAUGACCCGUGGGAGCAGCAUAGCAUCUGGUACGGUAAUUGCGCCUACAGGACGACGAUGACAACACCGAAACCCCUGGACGACACCAUGGAUAACGAGAGGAUCGCAACCCCGAGCGGCGGUCCCGACGGCAAGAUCUGCCGGAUCUGCUAUGACAGCGAGUACAAUACGGCGUUCAUGCCGUGCGGCCAUGUCGUGGCGUGCGACAAGUGUGCCUCAACCGUCACCAAAUGCCCGAUAUGCCAGCAGCCGUUUUAUAAUGUACUAAAACUUUACCUGUCCUAG